UGUAUGUUGAGAGAGUCUCUCUCCAUCUGCCACUUUUCCCGCGUCGGAGGACUACUCAAGGGCUAGGGUUGGAGUCUGGUAGCUGAACCAAGUCGAAGAGCAUCACCGAAAACAUUUUCCUUUUCUAUGAUUUUUUUUUCUUCUACAUUUGUAGAGCUUGACUGAGGGUUUCUAUGGAUUCCAAUAAAGAUGGUGGUGCCAAUCCCGCGGAACCCUCGCCGAAGAACCCAUAUAAGGAUCCUGAUGAUGGGCGUCAACGUUUCCUUCUCGAGCUUGAAUUUGUUCAAUGCCUGGCUAAUCCAACCUACAUCCACUAUUUAGCUCAGAACCGCUACCUUGAUGAUGAAGCUUUUAUUGGUUACCUCAAGUACCUCCAGUACUGGCAGCGGCCUGAGUAUGUUAAAUUUAUUAUGUAUCCUCAUUGUUUGUUUUUCCUCGAGCUUCUGCAGAAUGCAAACUUCCGUACUGCAAUGGCCCAUCCAGGCAACAAAGAAUUGGCUCAUCGGCAGCAGUUUUAUUUAUGGAAGAACUACAGAAACAAUCGGUUGAAACACAUAUUACCUCGGUCUCUUCCCGAACCUGCUGCCCCACCGCCUGCACCAGCCCUACCUCCAGCACCUGCUCCGGUGCCUGCUUCUGCUGUAGUACCAUCUGCACUUUCACCCAUGCAGAUGACUGCUGCUUCUGGACCAACUCUGAUGAAGGUAGACAUGAGAAACGCUGGAGCAGACAGAAGAAAAAGAAAGUUUGCUUCACCUGACUGACUACCUGCUGCCAGCAAGUCCAAACUUCCUCAUUGGCUUAAACAUUUACUCCCACGCUACUAUGAGAAUGAAUUCAGUAAGAUGCACUUAACAAGGAACAUAUGUCAUCUCGUCAAAUGCAUGUGGAAAAGAAUGGGGAAUUAAGCCCUGAGUUAUGUGACUUAACCUGAUCUUAAACAUCAGGUCUUUGUUCAGAAUAGAAGAUUUAUGUAAUAUUAUUGUCAAUGAUGACCAUAAAGGUCCUUUUUUUGUCUGUCUGAACUGCCAACUGUGUCUUACAUGCGGGCUUGUGCCCUCUGCCUUUUUUCAUAAAAUGGUUUGUACUGUCUUCUACUAGACGUGUAUACAAUGUACCCUAAAGGCUAAAGUUUUC
Messenger RNA from Nymphaea colorata (pocket water lily), 1137 nucleotides. RefSeq names its product mediator of RNA polymerase II transcription subunit 31. The transcript has 6 exons. The record is from RefSeq and is a predicted model, not a curated record. NCBI's taxonomy places the organism in Eukaryota, Viridiplantae, Streptophyta, Magnoliopsida, Nymphaeales, Nymphaeaceae. Gene Ontology annotation, biological process: regulation of transcription by RNA polymerase II. Gene Ontology annotation, molecular function: transcription coregulator activity. Bases 174 to 764 code for a protein of 196 amino acids. Gene Ontology annotation, cellular component: core mediator complex; mediator complex.